This is a messenger RNA of Manihot esculenta (cassava), 1627 nucleotides long. RefSeq names its product G-patch domain-containing protein 1. The coding region runs from base 171 to 1391 and encodes 406 amino acids. The transcript has 11 exons. Gene Ontology annotation, biological process: regulation of ribosome biogenesis. Gene Ontology annotation, cellular component: nucleolus. The record is from RefSeq and is a predicted model, not a curated record. NCBI's taxonomy places the organism in Eukaryota, Viridiplantae, Streptophyta, Magnoliopsida, Malpighiales, Euphorbiaceae. Gene Ontology annotation, molecular function: nucleic acid binding.
ACCGAGCGCAAAAUCCUUGAAAAUCACCUGAGAUUUUCUCCACUCCCCCCUCUAGGUUUUUGCCAUUCCCAGUUGUCCAAAACCAUUUUCUUCUCAUACCUCCUUCUUAGAAGACGGCUCUAAGUCGCCGGCGAAACAAAGGAGAAGAAGAAGAAACAAACGCGGCAAAGAUGGCCGCACCUGAAGCCCCUCUCUGCUAUGUCGGCGUCGCAAGAGCAUCCCCUGCUUUUCGCCUCAUGAAACAAAUGGGAUGGGAAGAAGGAGAGGGGCUAGGGAAAGACAAGCAGGGAAUCAAGGGAUACGUUAGAGUCAAGAACAAACAGGACACUAUUGGCGUUGGUGUAGAGAAGCCAAACAAUUGGGCGUUUGAUACUACUCAAUUUGAUAGUAUUCUCAAGAGAUUGAAAGUGCAAGCUGCACAUGCGCCUGAUGAAGCAGUUGGUGAGAAAAAGCACACACAAGAAGAAACAGAGCCUGGUGUAUCUAAUGAUCAUCAAGAACCGGUUGUCAAGGCUACUCGACCACAGGGAAGAUAUAAGAAAAGAGAAAGAGGGAAGCUUGUCCAUGCUUAUUCUUCAAAAGAUCUUGAAGGAAUUCUAGUCAAAAAGGUUCAGAAGGCAUCCCAUAAAAAUAAUGUAGAAAAUGAGCUGAUGUCUGCAGAAGCAUUUGAGACAGAAAUUUUUUGUCCUGCGGAAUCCAAAGCUGAAGAAGUUUCUCAAGAAUGGUGGGGCUAUAAAUCUGGAUUUGUCUCUGGAGGUUUUCUUGGAGCUCAAACUAAAAAGAAAAACAGAACUGGAAAUGCUCUAAAUGGUAAUGAGAGGACUGCAUUCCUUGAAGAAGAUCAAGAGAACCUCUACAAACUUGUCCAAGAUAAAGCUACAGCUGGAAAGCAAGGACUGGGUAUUAAGGAUCGGCCAAAGAAAAUAGCUGGCGUCCACUUUCAGGGAAAAAAGACAUCUUUUGGCAACAGUGAUGAUGAGGAUUCUGCUGCUGAUGAUACGGAUUCUGCUGGUUUUGACUCCUCAGCUGAGGAGGAAUUUGAGAAUGCUCCAGCAAUGAAGAAUGUUGAUGAAGGAAAAGUUGAUAAUGAGGAAUCAGCUGAUUUUGCUUCCUUAGGAAAAAGAAAACGUGACAGCAGUCCAGAAAUGAAAAUCAAUGAUGAGCAAAAAGUGAAGUUGAAAAAGCUGUGUAAACAGCUUCUACGUCAGGCACCAGGAGAGUCACUAAAGCUGAAAAAGUUGAAAGUUCUCAUUGAAGAGCAUUCAUCUUCCUUCUUUUCCAAUUUCUCUUCAAGGAGUGAGGCUCUUGCUUUCUUGAAACAAAAGCUGGAAGGAAGCCGUAAUUUCUCUUUAGAAGGAAAAAGAGUGAGACUCACGUGCAGGAGAGGCUGAAAUUUUGGUUAGGGAUUCAGUUGCCUGCACCGGUCUGUAUAUUGCAGCUGAGACUGGUUGCUCUCUUAGGAAUUUUUUAAUCCCCACAAUCAUUAAUCAUGCUCCAUUUGUAUCAUUUGGCUAUAUAAAAUUCAUUUUAGUUGCAAGAUUGGAUUAAUUGUACCACAUAAUUACUGAAACAAAUUUUGUUGGAGUAAUGUAUGAAUGACAAGAAACGUCAUAUAAGUUUUAUGGAA